GCGUUGCCAUUGGUGGGCGGCGUGGGGCGGAGCCUCAGGUCGUCGCCGGUGCCGCCGGGGUAAGUCCCCCACCUCCUUCAGAAUGACGCUGGACGUGGGGCUGGAGGAUGAGCUGCCCGACUGGGCCGCAGCCAAGGAGUUUUACCAGAAGUACGACCCUAAGGAUGUCAUUGGCAGAGGAGUAAGCUCUGUGGUCCGCCGUUGUGUUCAUCGAGCUACUGGCCAUGAGUUUGCAGUGAAGAUUAUGGAGGUGACAGCUGAGCGGCUGAGUCCUGAGCAGCUGGAGGAGGUGCGGGAAGCCACACGGCGAGAGACACACAUCCUUCGCCAGGUCGCCGGCCACCCCCACAUCAUCACUCUCAUCGAUUCCUACGAGUCUUCUAGCUUCAUGUUCCUGGUAUUUGAUCUGAUGCGGAAGGGAGAGCUGUUUGACUAUCUCACAGAGAAGGUGGCCCUCUCAGAAAAGGAAACCAGGUCCAUCAUGAGGUCUCUGCUGGAAGCAGUGAGCUUUCUCCAUGCCAACAACAUUGUGCACCGAGACCUGAAGCCCGAGAAUAUUCUCCUAGAUGACAAUAUGCAGAUCCGACUUUCAGAUUUUGGGUUCUCCUGCCACUUGGAACCUGGCGAGAAGCUUCGAGAUUUGUGUGGGACCCCGGGGUAUCUAGCACCAGAGAUCCUUAAAUGCUCCAUGGAUGAAACCCACCCAGGCUAUGGCAAGGAGGUCGACCUCUGGGCCUGUGGGGUGAUCUUGUUCACACUCCUGGCUGGGUCACCACCAUUCUGGCACCGGCGCCAGAUCCUGAUGUUACGCAUGAUCAUGGAGGGCCAGUACCAGUUUAGUUCACCUGAGUGGGAUGACCGAUCAAACACUGUCAAAGACCUGAUCUCAAGGCUGCUGCAGGUGGAUCCUGAGAAGCGCCUAACAGCUGAGCAAGCCCUACAGCACCCCUUCUUUGAGCGUUGUGAAGGCAGCCAACCCUGGAACCUCACCCCCCGUCAGCGGUUCCGGGUGGCAGUGUGGACAGUGCUGGCUGCUGGACGAGUGGCCCUAAGUACCCACCGUGUGCGGCCACUGACCAAGAGUGCCCUAUUGCGGGAUCCUUAUGCACUGCGGUCUGUGCGGCGCCUCAUUGACAACUGUGCCUUCCGGCUCUAUGGGCACUGGGUGAAGAAGGGCGAGCAGCAGAACCGGGCAGCCCUCUUUCAGCACCGGCCCCUUGGGCCUUUUCCCAUCAUGGGCCCUGAAGAGGAGGGGGACUCAGCUACUGUCACUGAGGAUGAGGCUGCACUGGUGCUGGGCUAGGACAUCAGCCCAGGGGAAUCCUAGAAAGCAAGACUUUCCAGGAAGAUUUUUAUUAUUCCAGCCCCUCUGGGCUCUAGCCUCUGGCCCCCCUGCCUAACCAGGCCCACCUGAUCAUGUUACUAUCAUAAAUACCAACCCUGUACACCUACCCCCGCUGGCCAGGGCCUUGAGAUCAGAGCUGGUGUGGAAAGGAGCCACUCCGAAUGCCAUGCCUGGCCGUGUUAGUGCUACAUAAGAAAUAAAAUCUGCUGCACACCAGG
This is a messenger RNA of Galeopterus variegatus (Sunda flying lemur), 1563 nucleotides long. RefSeq names its product phosphorylase kinase, gamma 2 (testis) (gene PHKG2). Gene Ontology annotation, molecular function: calmodulin binding; phosphorylase kinase activity; ATP binding. Gene Ontology annotation, cellular component: phosphorylase kinase complex. Gene Ontology annotation, biological process: protein phosphorylation; glycogen biosynthetic process. The record is from RefSeq and is a predicted model, not a curated record. NCBI's taxonomy places the organism in Eukaryota, Metazoa, Chordata, Mammalia, Dermoptera, Cynocephalidae. The coding region runs from base 83 to 1303 and encodes 406 amino acids. The transcript is spliced from 10 exons.